UUUUAUGUAUACAUAGAAACCUUUAUUCGGGAUAUCUUCUUUUCUGCUUUUUUUUUUUUCAAAAACUACUUGACGGCAACUCUUGAACGCACAGCGAGGACGCAGCGCCAAAAACAACCCCUUAAAGGAAAUACACAGUUGGAUGCAGAAAAUGAGUUUCGGGGCGAGCUGGUGAACCAGCGGUGGACACGAGGCGAGAGGACCAGCAGCCGCUGUCAGGCCUCCCAGAGACUGCAGAGCCGUCGACCAAUCAUGAUGAGUGUAGAGGGUGAUGACAAGCGAGCUCGCACUCGGUCAAAAGGAAUCAGAGUUCCUAUUGAGCUCGUAGGACAAGAGCUGAGCUGCCCCACCCCUGGAUGCAAUGGCACUGGUCAUAUCAGUGGGAGAUACUCACGACACAGAAGCAUCCUCGGCUGCCCCAUAGCGAGAAAGCGCCGCCUGGAGGAAGCCGAGCAGGAGGAGGAACAGGAAUCGGAACGUCCCGCCUCCAAGAGGAAGUCCCACCCCCUGAAACUAGCCCUGGACGAGGGCUUCAGCGCAGAGAGCGACGCCAGCAGCGAGGCCGAAAACGAUGGGGAGAAACCAGAGCAGUCCAAGGAGGAGGAGGAGGAGGAGGAGGAGGAGGAGAGGGAUGCAGGUGUAGAAGAGGAGGAGGAGGAGGAGGAGGAGGUGACAGAAAACCUCCAGCAGGAUGGACACACAAACGGACCAGAGGAGGAAACACAGCAGAAGGAGGAGGAGGAUGAGAGAGAUCAGAAGGAGGAGAAAUUUGCUGCAGAUGAAGAGGAGGAGUGUGUGAUUAUCGAGGCCGCCGCCGCUGCCGUCACCUCCACCGAGGAGGCCCGGUCGCCCUCGCAGAGCGCCGAGGAGGUGGCCAACUCGCUCCUCCACCUGGGCCGAGUCUCUGGCAACAAUGCUCCGAGUGUGGCCAUUCAGCAGGCUGUUGCCAUGGAGACUGAGGAGGAUGUCAGCGCGGCAGCCGAGCGGGGUGAAGAAGUAAAGGACGAGCAGGAGGGGCGCAUGAAUGAGAGGGAAGAGGGGGAGGAGGAGGAGGCGCACAGAGUUCAAGUACUGGAGGAAUCAUCUGUUGUGCAGAAGGAGGCAGCUGACGUGGAAGACGAACAGUGCGUUGAAGACACGAGCGACCACGUGAGCCGAGAGCAUCCGACCGAAGGUGUCCACUGUGAAGAGAUCAAAGGUGACGAGGAUGCAGAGGAGGAGGAAGAGGAGGAAGAGAUGCCAGUGCAAAACAUGCAGGACGCUCCAGCAGAGGAGGAGGAGAAGGACGAAGAGGAGAAUACUGACCAUGUUCUGCCCGUUACUGAUGUGCCAACUGCCAUCCGCACCAUCACCAGCACCGCAGCCGCUCAGGGAACACACAUCAAGACUGAAGACCACAGGGCCAGUCCUCUGGAGGACUACAACUCCCACACCGCAAACCCCCUGGAGAACUACAACACCAACAGAGCCAGUCCGCUAGAUAAAUAUGACUCUCAUAAGCCCAGCUCGCUCCAGAGCUACAAGGCCAGCCCUCCUCUGAGCUACGGCUCCCACAGGGCCAGUCCGCUGGAGGACUACUUCCCCAUCCCCAGAGGCGAGAGCUACAAGAUCCACAAGGCCUCCUCCUCGGCUUCCCCCGACAUCAUCGAGGUGCGAUCGGACCGGUCGGAGGAGAAGGACUUCGACGACGUGGACGGGGACGACGAGCGUGACGAUGAGGACAGCCUGUCGCAGCGCUCCACGGUGACGGAUGAGUCGGAGAUGUUCGACAUGACCCGAGGGAACCUGGGCCUGCUGGAGCAAGCCAUUGCCCUGAAGGCAGAGCAGGUGAAGCCGGCCGUGCCCAGAGAGCUGCUCCGCUCCCCAGAUAUCCACCACCAGCGAUACUUCACCAUGGAGGACAGGCCCAAGCACCUGGACGUCAUCCGCAAGAGCUACUUCAGCAAAGAGAGCAGCAGGCCGGAGAAGAGAGAGAUCAAGUGUCCCACGCCGGGGUGCGAUGGGACGGGCCACGUGACCGGUCUUUACCCCCACCACCGCAGCCUGUCGGGCUGUCCGCACAAGGACAGGAUCCCCCCCGAGAUCUUGGCGAUGCAUGAGAACGUGCUGAAGUGUCCGACUCCCGGCUGCACCGGUCAGGGCCACGUUAACAGCAACCGCAACACACAUCGCAGCCUGUCGGGUUGCCCCAUUGCUGCUGCAGAGAAGCUGUCCAAGAGCCAAGACAAGCAGCAUCUCCCUCAGCCGGGCAUUGAGCACCUCAAAGGAAGCCCCAAUGACAGAGUGCUGAGGCCCAUGUGCUUCGUGAAGCAGCUGGAGGUGCCCCAGUACGGCAGCUACAGGCCCAACAUGGCUCCCUCCACGCCUCGCGCCAACCUGGCCAAGGAGCUGGAGAAGUACUCCAAGGUGUCCUUCGAUUAUGCAAGCUUCGACGCUCAAGUGUUCGGGAAGCGCACGCUUGCUCCAAAGAUGCCCACCAGCGAAACCUCACCCAAAGCCUUCAAAACUAAGCCCUCAUUCCCCAAGUCCUCGUCGCCCAGCCUCAGUCUCCAUGGUUACGGGAAGAGCUCCUCCUUGGCCUACGACUACUCCCACGACGCCGAAGCUGCUCACAUGGCCGCCACCGCCAUCCUCAACCUGUCCACCCGCUGCUGGGAGAAACCUGAGAACCUCAGCACCAAACCCCAGAACAAGGAAAUGGACAUUGAAGUGGAUGAAAACGGCACCUUGGACCUGAGCAUGAAGAAGCCCAUCAAACGGGAGGGCAGCCUGUCCGGCACCAGCCCCGGAGUGCGGUCCCCGGACCCUUCCUCCUCCUCAUCUUCCUCGCUGCACCACGGAGGAAGCAGCGGGAUGACGUCGCCGAACCUGCUGAGCUACAAGCAGGAAGAGUGGGAGGGACCGCUGGACUACACCAAACCCAACCGCCAGCGGGAGGAGGAGCUGGACGAGAUGGAGCACACCGGCCAGUCGUACGUCUCCUCAGACCCAGAGGACUGUGACAUGAUGCAGGACUGUCUGGAGGACAGGAAGUACCCCGGAGAGGUCACGACCCCGAACUUCAAGGUCAAGUUUCAGCCAAAGGACGCCAAGAAAGAGCUGCUCUCGUGUCCCACGCCUGGCUGUGACGGCAGCGGACACAUCACUGGAAACUAUGCGUCCCAUCGCAGUCUGUCUGGGUGUCCUCUCGCUGAUAAGAGCCUUCGGUCCCUCAUGGCAGCCCACACCCCUGAACUCAAAUGCCCGACUCCAGGAUGUGACGGCUCUGGUCACAUCACAGGAAACUACGCCUCUCACAGAAGUCUCUCUGGGUGCCCGCGUGCCAAGAAAAGUGGAAUUAAAACUCCUACCAAGGACAACCAGGAGGACUCCGAGCUUUUAAAAUGUCCGGUGCCGGGAUGCGACAGUCUGGGUCACAUCAGCGGAAAGUAUGCAACGCACCGCAGCGCCUACGGGUGUCCGCUGGCCGCCCGCCGACAGAAGGAGGGUCUCCUGAAUGGGACGCCCUUCAACUGGAAGGCCUUCAAGACAGAGGGUCCCACCUGCCCAACGCCGGGGUGUGACGGCUCCGGACACGCCAACGGAAGCUUCCUCACACACCGCAGCCUCUCAGGAUGCCCCAGAGCCUUGUACGCCAAGAAGAAGGCCAAGUUCCCCACAGAGGACUACCUGAGCACCAAGUUUAGAGCCAGCGACGUUUUGGACAACGACGAGGACAUCAAGCAGCUCAACAAGGAGAUAAACGACCUCAAUGAAUCCAACAAUGAGAUGGAGGCCGACAUGGUGAACCUGCAGACUCAGAUCUCCUCCAUGGAGAAGAACCUGAAGAGCAUCGAGCACGAGAACAAGAUGAUCGAGGAGCAGAACGAGGCUCUGUUCAUGGAGCUGUCCGGCCUGAGUCGCGCCCUGAUCCGCAGCCUGGCCAACAUCCGCCUGCCGCACAUGCAGGAGCCAAUCACUGAGCAGAACUUCGACAGCUACGUGAGCACCCUGACCGACAUGUACACCAACAAGGACUGCUUCCAGAGCCCGGAGAACAAGGCGCUGCUGGAGAGCAUCAACAAAGCCGUGAAGGGCAUCAAAGUCUGAGGCUCGACACACUCAGACGGAGAGAAAACCCAAACUGUCCUGAAGCGCAGAAAGCGUGACAGAGGUGGAGAGGGAGAGAUGAAGAGAUGUUGAAAUACUCUACAAUAUAUUGAAAUAAGAUUCAAAAACAAAAAAGGGAAUUCAGGUUACUUCAAUAAACAGCAACUUAAAAAAAAUCAACCCAGGGAGCACUCUGUUGAAGAAAAGUGACGCGGACCAAAAUCCACACCAUGCUGCUGCUGGGAUUUCAUCGGAGGAAACCGAUUCCUUCAGUCAGAAUGGAUGGAAAAGAAGAAUAAUGUUACUGGAAACUGUUAUCUGGGGGUUUUGAUAAUAUGCUGUAUGUUUACCUGUUGUCUCUUUUGUGUCCUUAACUGUUUCUGGAGAGGGUUUUUAACCGUUGCGCCGGUCAAAAUAGUGCUUCGCUUCAGCCGUGAAGACGUGGAGGAAGGCGGGGACGAGAAAACUCUCAGCAUCGCCGUCCUGUAGCAUUCACUGUGGCUUCGAAAAGCUCUCCGACCCACGACCACACACACCCCAGCAAUACGAAGCGUGCACUAAACUGAAGAUGUGUUUGCUUCGGGUGGUUUUACUGCAGCAAAGACGUCAGCGGAGAUAUAAAAAUCACCAGACAGAUCCAGGAAGAGAUGAUAUCAUGUUUUAAAAAGCAGCAGAUUAACCCUUUUACCCCCCUUUUUUAAUUUAAACUGAAAUGAUAAUAGUAAUAGUGUGCACUCAUUUCAAAUUCAGUUAGUCAUAUCAAUAGUAUUUAUCGACAUAGGAAUUGCACUUCAUUUCAAUGAAUAGUUUUGUGGUACAAUAAUUAUUGUUAUAUAUGAAUUAUUUAAACUUGUGAACUUUUAAAUUGUAACUUAUUGCCAUUUAUGUUAUUGAGGUUUAUUUAUUUGAAGCAAUCUAUUUAUUAACUUUGUUUUGUAAAACACACGCGUAAAAAAUGCAUCUUUACUGAUUAUCACGGUCGAAUUUGCAGAUGUUUCAAUAUUUUAAAAAUCUAUAUAGAUAACUGACAAGGCAUAUUUUGUUUUGGAGUACUUUUUUAAAGCCUUUUUUAAGUGCAGAUGUUUUAUAACGACACUUUUUUUUUUCUUCUUUUGAUAAUUUUACAAGAAAAAACUUUUUUUGGUUGUUCUUGUGUUUUUUUUCCCUUUUUGUUUGUGUUCCUAUUUGUGUUACUGCUACACUCAAAACAACACUGCUGAGAAGUUAAAAAAAAGUAUGUAUUUAUUAUUUAUUUAAUAAUAUGAAAGAAAUUGACUGAUAUGGCUGUAUAUUUAUUUUGUUAUUUAUAUGCGUGAUGUGACGGUUGAGUCUUGAGUAGUCUCAAAGAUCCACUGCUAAUAUUUAAAUAAAGAAACAAAAUCAAUACAAAUACUGUUUGAUUGCUAAUGCCGAGACAUACCAGCAGCUGAUUGUAAAAAUAACCCAACAAAAGCAAUCACUGUUCUGUUGCUAUCUGGUCUCUCUGUGUGUUUGCUUUUGUCAGGUGAAAAGAAAAGUGUAAAAAAAAAAAACAUAAUAGUUUGAAAAUGUUACCUCUCCCAAGCGCUUUGUAGCAGCCAGCACCGGCUCACCCAAAACCUCUGUGAUGUACCAUGGCUGCUUAAUUACUACUUUUUCUUUUAAACAAAUUCUUAUUUAUUCUUUUCAUCAGUACAAUGGUACAUGUAUAGAGCUCUGUUUCCAGCAGUGUUUUAGUCUGGAUGUAUGGGUCUAAAACACACCAACACAGCGACAUAUCCAACCCUAGAGGAUACUGUAGGAUGGCCUCCUUUUGACAAACUUCUAUCAGAUAAACAUACACACCCUUGUAGCCUUACUCUAGAUUUUAAUUUUUUGAUGCACAAAGUGCCACUGAGAAAAAAAAAAGAAGAAGAGAACUCACUUUCUUUCCUGAUUCUUCGCAUUUCUGCAAUGUAACAAUGUCUGGUCCUGAGAAGACCACGGCAUCAAGAGAGUGGUGAUUGUUUCAGAUGCCUUUAUUUCUCUGCCAAGAUGGCCAUAAGUACACUAUAAAUACAUUCUGUAUAAAUAGAUUUUAAAGAUGCUAUAUAUAUGAAUAUAAACAUACAUAUAUUUUUCCAGUGUAAUUGUUGACUUGCUCUUCUUCUUCUCUUGUAUUACCUUAUCAAAGGAUCACUAGCUGUUUAGAAGAGAUGUGAGGGGGCGUUAUCAAUAGGAGGCAGUUACACCUUAUUUAAUAUCACUAAGACCUGCUCAACUGUGGCUUUAAACAUACCGUUCAGUCAAGCUGAAGGCAAAGUAGGCACAUUGUUGAUGAUACAGUACUUUGGAAAUGUUCUCAUAGGUUUCCUUUUCUUUCUUUGAGUUCUUUUAUCUGUCUGUCCUUGAUCCAGAACUGUCAAAAAACAUCUACUGUUUGUUGUACUACUGAAUCUGAGAAAUGACAUGUCAAUUUGAAACUAGAUGGUUGGCUCUUUGUUCCUAAGUGUCAUGUGAGUCCAUGUGUAGUAAAUGGGAAAAAAACUGAAAAAAAAAGAAAAAGAUGAUGCCUCUGAAUAAUGUUCUGCACAUAGUGUUUAGCGACAUUGUGCAGUUAUUGUACUAUUAAUGGUCAAGGCCUGCUCGCUGUGAGCCCUCUAAUGUAACGAAACAAGCAAGUAGGAGACUUUAGUGUAACCUGCCUUUGAGUGAUGCGUCGCAGCUGCUGUGGUGUACAGUAUGAUACCCUUGUUGAUGUCAAAGGCAUGUUGUAAAUGUGCUUUUAGCCAAUGUAGAAUGAAACUCCUUUGUGCACUUUCUGAAUAACCGUUGAAAAUGCCAGCAUUUGACUUGUGAGAACCCCAAUAGAUAGAUCACGGGCAAUAGCGUUGUCCCACCUGUUUGUUGCUGUUCACAUAGAAAUAAACCACCUGUAGGCUGCGUCGGUAGAGACAUGUGUUUGAUUCAGGGGGUUCGAAAUGUAUUUUUUAAAAAAAGGAAGUGGUACUUUCUUUUUCCAAACAAAAAAAAACCAAAAGAGAUUGACAGGAAGCAGAGUUUGGUUCUCAGGUGACCGGGGAGAGCUGCUAAAGCAGAACAGAGCAAUGCCAUAGGUCAGCCAGUCAGCUGAAGCUAGAGGCGAUAGCAGCGGCUGGAUCAAGGCCUCGUGUGAAAUGAGAUGAGUGCGUGGGAGUGGGAAAUUGAUUUGCCAGGCUACACUAUCUCCCCUUUGUUUUAGGAGGAGGCGUUUGUUGCAUAAAUACGUGUCCGUCACUCAAAAGAAUGUCAAAGCUUUUUAUGACUUUUAAACCCCCACCUCCCCCCAGCCCUCCACCGCUCCACUCCCCUCUGUUGUUCACGUCUUGUCUAACCUUUCCUCAGGAAGGAUAGUUUGGAUGCAUUUGGUUAACAAAGUAGCGUAUUCCUUCUCUUGAAAAUGCACGAGAAUGCUACCCGAGAGUGUUAAGACUGUGAAUAUUCUCCUAACUUAUUUGAUAUGGCAUGACCCCUUUUAAACUGCUUGAUGAAAUUGUCUACUGAGGUAUGUAAAUGAAUAACACUGAGGCCAUGAAAGCAUAGCAUUUUCACAAAAAUGUCAGCUGAGAAAGCGAACGCAGCCCACAGUCGGUUCUGCGCCCACGCACUGUAUGUUUUCUUAUUUACAUAAAAGUACUGAGUGAUGGAGUGAGGAGUUUUAUUAUUCUAAAUAGCAAAGGAACAACAAACUGGUCAGGGUUCAGUUCCCCCCUGAAGCACCUGGGAUGAAAUUAAACUUUCAGGGAAACCAGUCUGCACCAAAAUCCAGGUGUGUGUUUAAGGUUUUAUUAUUGUGGGGGGUGGGGGGCACCUUUUACCUGUCACGAGCAGGGCGCACCGCAUAGAAAAUGACUCACGAUAAAGAAAUGUCAAGCUGAGUGGCACUUUUUCAUCAAGCUGAGCAAAACCAAAAGAUCCUCGCCCCUCCAAACCAACCACCUCCCCUGCUGUAGUCUCCAAGCUGUGUGGUCUUAACAUGUGUGCCUUUCUCACUCCACUCAUUUCAAGAUAGGGUAUGUUUACACCUGGUUCUAAUACUGCUGAAAACAUUCAGUCUGGAUCUAAAUGUCUUACUUUUUCGCGGGGGAGGGGCAGGUUUUACUCUGUAAAAAUAAAUGUGUCUUUUACAUGCAGGCAUGAGGCCAUUCUGUGACAGACAUAACACACAAAAAAACAAACGACGAGCUUUUUGUUAGGCUAAAGAAACUGUGAUCUCAUUCUGUCGAUUCAGGUACCAAACUGCAUGGACAGUUUCUGUGAAGGAAAUCUGAAGAACAUCAUCGUCAUUCAUCCCUAGAUAAUGCAUCAGUGUGCAGGGCAUUAUUUUGAAACAAGUGGAAGUCUGUGUACAUAUUUGUAUUAAGAAGAAAAACAGUGUUAUUGUUGUUGUAUUGAAGACAAGUUGAAAAUGGUUUCCCAAAAAAAAAAAAAAAAGAUUAGUUUGUGACAAAGAAAAAAAAAAUCCACAGCCAAGGGUUGUCCUGCUAGCACAUUUUUACAGAGAUGAGCUAUUUUUACUGGUGAUUUUCUAGGCAUUGAUAUUGAUAUCCUUUAAAAAGAAAAAAAAGUACUAAACUUCCAAAAUUACAAGCACUUCCACAACAAUAGAUUGUAUGGUAAUUUUUGUUACUUUUGUAGACGUGCUCGUUCCUUUGCUACUGCACCGUUUUUUGUAAAGUGGGACAGGCCUUGGCUGUGUGUCCUCGGGGUCUCAUGUUUUUUUGUUCAUGUUUUUUUGUUUUUAUUUUUGUUCGGGAAGUAAAACACUGUAGAUGGGCCGAAUUUGUGACUGUGUGUUUGUGUACUUGUGUACAUGUUCCUGUUCCUGUGUCAGUGUUAUAAAGCAGAGAAGUGAUGUCAGUUAUUGUGGGGGUAUGAAGCAUUUUAAAUGUUCUCUAUGAAAAACACAAAUAAAGACUCAUAGACAAA
Acanthochromis polyacanthus (spiny chromis) is the source of this 9015-nucleotide messenger RNA. RefSeq names its product myelin transcription factor 1b (gene myt1b). The transcript has 23 exons. Lineage: Eukaryota; Metazoa; Chordata; Actinopteri; Pomacentridae. Gene Ontology annotation, biological process: regulation of transcription by RNA polymerase II. The record is from RefSeq and is a predicted model, not a curated record. The coding region runs from base 253 to 4089 and encodes 1278 amino acids. Gene Ontology annotation, cellular component: nucleus. Gene Ontology annotation, molecular function: RNA polymerase II cis-regulatory region sequence-specific DNA binding; zinc ion binding; DNA-binding transcription factor activity, RNA polymerase II-specific.